Molecule: messenger RNA, 1236 nt
Organism: Nicrophorus vespilloides
Lineage: Eukaryota; Metazoa; Arthropoda; Insecta; Coleoptera; Silphidae
Product: fatty acyl-CoA reductase 1-like
Exons: 7
Coding region: 1-1236 (411 amino acids)
Biological process (GO): long-chain fatty-acyl-CoA metabolic process
Cellular component (GO): peroxisome
Molecular function (GO): alcohol-forming very long-chain fatty acyl-CoA reductase (NADP+) activity
Source: RefSeq, a predicted model, not a curated record
AUGGAAGAGUUUUAUAGAAAUAAAACGAUUUUGGUGACCGGUUGCACCGGUUUUUUGGGGUCUAUGCUCGUCGAGAAGUUUUUGCGCAUAUUUCCCGAUCUAUCGAAGCUAUACCUAUUAGCUAGGAAGAAAGGACCGAUGAGUUUCAAUGAGAGGAGCAAAGAAUACUUCGAAGAUCCGAUUUUUGAGCGAAUGAUUUCCGUCAAUCCCAAUUACUAUGAGAGAGUUCAGUGGAUCGAAGGAGACUUAACGAUGCCUCAAUUGAACUUGUCCAACGACGACUUGCAGGCCAUGAAAACUGUGGAUAUUAUUAUACAUAUUGGGGCUUCGAUAAAUAUGCAGAAUCCGCUUCACGAGAUGAUAAAGAAUAAUUUAUUAGGAACAUCGGAGCUGCUCAAGAUCAGCUUAGACAACAAAAACAUAAAAUGUUUUAUGUACGUUUCAUCUGCUUUCUCGAAUGCGAGGAGAUCAUGUUCUCGCAUCGAGGAGAAGAUAUACGAUCCAGUUUUAAAACCAGAAACGUUGCUGGAUAUAUAUAACUCUUUAACCAAUGAAGAACUGAAUGAAAUUGAAAACACGUUAAUGCAAGAUUGGCCCAAUUCGUAUACGUUUUCAAAAAAUGUGACCGAGUACCAUUGCGACACGUUUAAUGACCAAAUGAGCGUAGGAAUCUUCAGACCUGGAAAUAUAACUUCCAGUAUCUCCGAACCGUUUCCAUACUGGGUAAAAAGCAAAGCUGGUUUAGUAGGUGCCAUCAUGUUGUUGGGAUCAAAAACAUUACCAAGUUAUUACAUAAAAAAUUCGGCAAUAUCGCACGCCGUACCUGUCGACAUGACAGCCAACGCUUUAAUUACAUGCACCUACGACGUCGUCAAGAAUAAAUCGAAGGACUCCAAAAUCUACAAUUAUACUUCUAACAACAACCCUAUUACCUACUACGAUGCCUAUAUGAUAGGCGACGGAAUUCAGUUGACAAUGGAAGAGUUUAAUAAGAAUAAAACGAUAUUCGUGACCGGCUGCACCGGUUUCUUGGGCUACAUGCUCGUCGAGAAGCUUUUGCGAAAUACAUCUAAAGGUUUAACUGACGACGAAUUGGAUAAAAUUGAAUGCACCUUGAUGCAAGAUUGGCCCAAUUCAUACACGUUCACAAAAAACGCGAACGAGUACCAUUGCGACACAUUUAAAGAUCAAUUUAGUAUUGGAAUCUUCAGACCUGGGAUUAGUGAGCCAACAUAA